AUGAACUACCUCGAGAAGCAGAAUCCCAUGGCCACACCCACAAAGGUCAAGGCAGACGAGACAUGUGAAAGCAAUGACCCCGAUCGGUUCUUGGGUCUAUCGCCCGAGACGGCUGAGCUGUGGAAGACUUUGGGUGACACGCCCGAUUCCAAAGCUCUCAAGGAAGAGUACCUCCGCACGAAGGGGCAGCUGCAUCGUGGUUUUACGGCUGAUCCAAUAAACUUGUGCUCCGGAUUUUCGAGUGGGAGCUGCGGUGGAAGCACUACAUCCGAGACGACACAGGUUCUCCCCGGUGCGAACAUGCAGUACGCAAAAGCUGUGGAGGAGGAAUCCAGGAAGCGCCCACCCCAGGAUGAUGCUCUUGAUGUCGGGCUUAGCAAGAGGAUGAAACAAGAACAGGCUGCCUUGGAGAAGUACAUGAACGAGCAGAUGAGCAAGCUACGAGGGCAAAUGCAACAGGAGCUAGUGCAGCAUCAGCAGGCCCUUGACGAAGCCAGGAAGCAGCAUGAGGCGGCACUGCAGGCAGAGCAGGAGAGGCAGGAGCAGCUUAUGAUGCAGCGCCAGGCCGAGCACGAGGCAACCUUACAGGAGGAGCGGGAGCAGCACGAGCACAACCUUUGCUUGCUCAUCGAGCAAGCCUCUUCUGCCCAAGCAGAGGCCGUACGAUCUAUGCAGACAGCACCCAAGCCUGCAAAGGCUGACACUGCUCCCAAGCCGGAUGCAAACCGCGCAGAUGCUCAUGAUGCUAAAGCUAAGCUGCGGGCAAAGAUGGAAGCCCACACACCCGGGCCCCAGUCAGCCCAGCCUGCUUUGCAGGCCCCAAACCCGUCCCAGGCCAUUGCUGUUGCAACAACCCCGCAAGCUGCCCCAGCAGCCCAGCUUGCUUUGGCCGUUCCGGUUGCCAAACAGCUGCCACCCCCUGCCCAGACCCAGCUCGCUGUGCAGCCCGCAGGCCCUCCGCAAGGGAUUGGUUCUGGACCUUUCAACUCCUCCACCCAUCCAAACGCUUGGGGGGCUUUGUACCGAAUCACGCGGGCACCAGACUGCCUGGCAGAGAUCAAACAAGCGUGGGAUGCAGGAGUCCUGUGUUGUGAAGGUGUGUGUGUGUGUAGGGGGGGAGGGAGGGGAGUUAAUUUUCGGGUCCAUGAUAUGUGCGUGCACACACACACACAUGUAUACAUACACACAUGUACUCACAUACAGACAUACAUACAUACAUACUAUACAUACACACAUACACAGAAACAUACAUACAUAGUAAACAUGCAUACAUACAUUCUGUAUCUUGCUUUGGGAUUUUACUUCGUUGCGAUUCCUCGAGGAAUCGCACUCGAAGUAAAAUCCCAAAGCAAGAUACAGAUCUGA
This is a messenger RNA of Symbiodinium sp. CCMP2592, 1365 nucleotides long. Lineage: Eukaryota; Dinophyceae; Suessiales; Symbiodiniaceae. The record is from the annotation of a GenBank genome assembly.